This is a messenger RNA of Physeter macrocephalus (sperm whale), 5969 nucleotides long. RefSeq names its product family with sequence similarity 13 member C (gene FAM13C). The transcript is spliced from 21 exons. The coding region runs from base 2998 to 4503 and encodes 501 amino acids. The record is from RefSeq and is a predicted model, not a curated record. NCBI's taxonomy places the organism in Eukaryota, Metazoa, Chordata, Mammalia, Artiodactyla, Physeteridae.
GCAGCCACAGGUCUGUUCUCUAUGUCUGUGAGUCUGUUUCUGUUUUGCAGUUAUUUCUUACUAUAGUAGGAAGAAGGUAGAUACAUCAGUAAGGGGAUUGUUAGCAUGUGAAACAGCAUAGGAGCCAGGCAGUUGGGAGAAUCCCAGGGCCUGACUGGAAAUCCAGAUACCCUCACUGACUCUUAAUAUCCGCAUGUGCUUUGCCAUGUCUUUCCUCACUUCCUUUCAUACUUCUCAUAAUCCUCACUUUUCUCCUUCUGAGCCUUCUCCAUGACCUCAGCAGCCUCCAAGAAGUUCCCUUCCUCCACAUCUACCCCCAGACCUUUGGUAAUUAUCAUGGGGAUGGGGUGCUAGGAGAGGGAGCUGUCCUCUUACUCCCUUCAGCUUCCUCCCGUAGAAAUGACUCAAGGAAGCAACCUACGUGCCCAUCGAUGGAGGAAUGGAGAAAGAAGAUGGGGCGCACAUACGUACAAUGGAAUAUUAAAUAUCAAAAAGGAUGAAAUAAGGCCAUUUGCAGCAACAUGGAUGGACCUAGAGAUUGUCAUACUGAGUGAAGAUUUGAUAUGUACUGUUGUAGCUGAGAGGCGCAGUAUCACACAUGAAUUUUUAAUGAUUUCUUGAGGACCAUUAAGAAGUUAGGUGGUUUCUAUGCAAAGUCCAGUCCAGUGACAGCACGCCCAGCAGUGAUCUGAGUUGAAUCCUGCACUGAGCCAUGCAGGAUGCGUGAUGGCUGGGGUGUGGAAUUUUCCCAUCGUGUGCCAGGGUUAUGAGCAGUUCCCAGUGGAAGAGCUGCGACAACUCCACCCCUUAAUCUCCACCAAAGAAUGCAGCUGGGAAUGCGUGGGAGACAGAGUGAUGCCGUUAGAGAAGAAAGCGUGGAUCGGCUCUAAUUUAUUAUUUAGAAAUUCACUUUUUCACAACUGUCAAUAUUUGACAAAUGACUUGCAAGUUGCAACAUGCCAGGGUGUUGAAACAACACUGCAAACACUGGUGAUUGAUCGAUCCCCUAUUGUCUUUCUGGCUGGACUGGGACCACCUCUCAGCAACAAACAAUGUUCUGGGCAACUGGUACCAUCAACUGUGUUGGCAUAACAGCAUGAAAUCUGUUUGUUAUCCCUGCAAAGCCAAGGAAGAAAGGUCUGAAACAGGAAAGCCUCAUUACCCAAAGGUAACUUGUCUUGGAAAAAGCCCACUUAAGGUGAGUCACUUAAAACAGGAGCUAACAUUUCAAAGUAAAUAGAAAAAAUAAGGGGUGAAUAGAGCUUUAUCUUGAAAAAAAAAAAAGUGGAAGUGAAUAUUCACUCAUUCAUUUCAUUUCACAAGCAUUUACCGGGUAGCUACCAUGGUAGACACCAUUUUCAGCCCUGGGAGUACAGUAGUGAAUAAGACCCACAAAUCUUUGUCUUCAAACAGCUCCCAUUCUAGUGGAGGAGGCAAUUAUAACACAAAUAGAAGAACAAUUAUUAAACAUCAGGUCCUAUGAAGAAAAUAAGAAAGAAUAAAGUGAUGGGAGCUGCUAAUUUAGGGAGUGUGGUCAGGGACAUUUUCCUCAAGGAAUCACAUUUGAGCAGAUCUGGGGGUGGUGUUCCCAGCAAAGGGAAUAGCAAGUGCAAAGGGCCUAGGGAAGGAUCAAGUUCACCUGUUGUAAUAAGAGCAGGGAGGCCAGCAUGAUUGGAGGGAAGUUCAGAGUUGUCUCAGGGCCAGGGUGCAUAGGGCCUGGUAGGUCAUGGUAAACAGCAAAUAUGUUAUAAAAAUGUUCUUACUUUCCAUUAUGGAUAUAAUUGUCAUAGUGAGCUAAUUCUUAGAAACAAUCAAGAAUAAAUUACGCCCAUUGGAGGGGAUUUAUAUAUAAUUUUUCUGCAAAAAUUUUAAUAGCUCAGAAUGAUCACCUUCACUUGACAUUUGACAUGUACUACGUAAUUAUAAAAAGGUAACAUUUAGAAAAUUAAUUAAGGGCGUCAUACAUUUUUCCAAGAACCACUCUUAAUCCUUUGAUAUUUAACUCAUUCCCUUCGGUAUUGACAUGUCACCAUCCUUGUCAAUUUUUUAUUCUUGUUAUUGUCAAAACCUCGUUUAUCACUGGUUUUGAAUGCGAUUCAAACCAGUCUCCACCAUCACUUCCACUGACUUCAUGGAAUCCUGAAUCUUUUACACAAAUUAAAACUUUGAUUAGCAAUCCGUUUACAUAUCUGCAUUUUGUUGUCAGAUGAAUCAGAGAGAGAUUGUCACACAGAGGUGGACUUGCUGUACACUAGCAUUAAUUGGAGGGUGGGGGGAUGUUUGAAUGGAAACCAGUAUCAUAACCAGUCCUCCAUUGGUUUAUAUUUUUGGUAUCUCAACUUUGCUUCGCUGGACAUCUUUGAAUCUUCGGGAGCUCAGAGAGGUCGAUCACUCAGAUAAUGAGGCCUCUUUGGUUGCCACAUCAGGCAAGAGUUCUCUCUUUGCACAGGGAAGCCUGCUCACUCCCAAGGGUGCUGGCAGGAAGCUACGAGUCGCUGUGUGGCGACCAGUGGAGCAGGCCUCUGUGACUUCCUGGCAUUGUUAGGAUGCUGGCUGCUUGCCGCAGGAGCUUGCAGAAGACCAUCUGGGAGACUAGAAUUCCACUGAGGACACUUUGGGAAACACUGAUCUACAACUUACUUCUAGAACUCCAGGACUCCUUCAGGAUAAUUCCUUCAGCAGCACCGCUGUAACAGAAGAUCUGGCUAUAGGAGGAAUGCGUUAUCUAGUCUCAUGGUUAAAGCUUUCGAUUGGGACAACUAACACCUUUCAAACAUGGAAUGAAGGAGUGAAUAUUUUACUCAAGGCCAGCAUGCAUGGUGUGACGAAGACACAGUCUCUCUGCAUGAAGAUCAGACUGACUGCUCUAGUCUCAGAGAUGAAGACAGUAAAGAAAAUUAUCCUGAUGCCGGGGCUCCGCUAGAGGAGCCCGUGCCGUCCCGCGAGCCGCCGCAGCAUGUAGAGCAGCCCACGAGGCUGGACGUGCUGCGACCCAGCAUGGGCAACUUCAAGUCCCGGAAGCCCAAGUCCAUCUUCAAGGCCGAGAACGGGAGGAGCCACGGAGAAAGUCAGGAGACAGAGCAUGUGGUACACAGCCAGGCAGAGUGUCGGGGGAGAACAGGAGCGCCAGCUCAGGAGAGUCCACAGACCCACACCUUCAGGUGCCAAGAAACCGUGCGAGCUCAACAAAGAAUAGACCAGAGGGCGGCCUUGUGGCCAAAGGAUGAAACUCUGCAGGACCUCAAUGAGGAAGAAGCCGCUCAGGUGCACGGAGUCAAGGAUCCAGCCCCAGCAUCCAGCCAGAGUGCCCCUGCUGAGGGGGCAGAUGCCACAGACCCUGUGCCAGUGCACAAAGAUGUGCCCAGUGAAGCGGACAGCACACCAGAAGACCUCCAGUCUGUUGAGACUAGCAGGCUGCUCUAUCACAUCACUGAUGGUGACAACCCGCUUCUGUCACCACGAUGCUCCAUCUUUAGCCAAAGCCAGAGAUUCAACUUAGACCCUGAAUCAGCCCCUUCUCCACCCAGCACUCAGCAGUUUAUGAUGCCCCGAAGUUCUUCACGGUGCAGCUGUGGUGAUGGCAAAGAGCCACAGACCAUUACCCAGCUCACCAAGCACAUCCAGAGCCUCAAGCGGAAAAUUCGGAAAUUUGAAGAAAAAUUUGAACAAGAAAAGAAAUACCGGCCUUCAUAUGGUGACAAGACAUCUAAUCCUGAAGUCCUGAAAUGGAUGAAUGAUUUGGCUAAAGGUCGUAAACAGCUCAAAGAACUAAAGCUGAAGCUGUCAGAAGAACAAGGGAGUGCUCCCAAAGGCCCACAUAGAAAUCCAUCCUGUGAGCAACCCGCAGUCCCUGGAGAGAAUGGGAAGCCGGAAGCUGUGGGCCCUGAGCCAGGCUCCUCUGGAGAGGAGACUCCAGAUGCUGUGUUGACAUGCGUGAAGGAGAAGAGAGAUCAGCUUCCCUCUCAGGAGGUUUCUAAGGUAACUAAGCAAGACAAGAACCUCAUAAAGCCUCUUUAUGACAGAUACAGAAUUAUCAAGCAAAUCUUGUCCACGCCUUCCCUUAUUCCAACAAUUCAGGAGGAAGAAGACUCUGAUGAAGACUGUCCACAGGGAAGCCAACAACUUUCUUUGCCAAACCCAGCAUCCCACCUUCCUAUUGGCGACCACCUCACCUACUCUAAUGAGACUGAGCCUGUUCGGCUCCUGCUACCAGAUGAAAAGAAAGAAAUCAAACAACCAGCUCUCUCCAUGUCCAAUUUACAUGAGGCCACCAUGCCUGUACUUCUUGACCAUCUCCGAGAAACUAGGGCUGACAAGAAGAGACUUCGGAAAGCCUUAAGAGAAUUUGAGGAACAGUUUUUUAAACAAACAGGAAGAAGUCCACAAAAGGAAGAUAGGAUACCAAUGGCAGAUGAGUAUUACGAAUACAAGCAUAUAAAAGCCAAACUGAGACUAUUAGAGGUCCUCAUCAGCAAGCAGCAAGAUGUGGCCAAAACUAUUUGAGGUUCAGGAAAUGUUUGUGAUCACUUUGACCCAAGAUAAGUCAAGUUUAUUUUCUUCUGCCGUUCUUGCUAAGUAGUUAUGACAAAUGAAAAUUGAAGCACUUUAGUGUAUUAGCUGUUUUUAAGAAUGGAUGGCAAGUGUAAUUAUAAAUGAGUAGAAGGGAUUAAAAAGGGAGGGGUUACAACAAGGAACAGUAUAAUUGGAAAAUAAAAUUCAGCCUUCUCCAUGCCAGGGAGAAAAUGCAGUCAAUAUAAUUAUUUCAGAAAACAUCUAUUUUAUCAAAUCUAAAUAACACAAAGCAUCCACCUGUUAAACGGGCUACUGGUUAAGAAAGUCUACUUAGUGUCCAAAGAUUGCUUAUAUUGACAUAUGGAAAAGAGCAUAAUUUUAAAAAAUCAGUAAGAGGAAGAAAAGAAACUAUUUUAUGUAGGAAGGAAUACAGCUAGUAAGAAUGUAAUUUAUUUGAAACUGCUAAUAGAUUUUUAAGUGAUAAAAAAAAAAUCUACUACCUUGUUCCUUAAAUCUGCGAGGCUUUCAGUACCCUAAAAUAUACUAGAAUGUGUCACUGAUAAUUUUUUUAUUUCUAUAUAAAAAUAGCACAUUAUUUUAUCUGUUACUUAAAAUUUUACAUUUCUGAUUACCAAAGUUCAUUCUGAUAGCAUGUACUUUGUGCAUUAUCUUUGUCUAUAUAACAGAUGUUUAUAUUAAAAUAAAAUAUGGUAUUAAAAUUUGAAAAUAGGUAUUUUGGAUAGAUGUGUCUGUAGUAUAUAAUCUAAUGUGAUCAUAGUUAUGAUUGCUAAUCUUUAUUUACUAUAAGAUUAUAUAAAUAUUUUUCCAUUGGAAAUUUUUUUUUAAUGUUCCAAGGUCUAUACUUUGUGAAGUCAAAAAACUUUCCCAUGAACUCUAUAUAGUUGUUCUCCAUUCUGUAUAAAAUGAAAGGUUUAGAAAUUGUUGCUACGACACCUUGGGAAAGAAGCCAGGAUAUUUUAUUUGCUUCAUCCACUUUAGCAUGUGCAGUUUUGUUAUUUUGUACUAAACCAACCACCUGUUUAUUACUUUUGCUUUUGUAAAAAUAAGUAAAAGGUCCACAUUUUCUCUUGUACCAACCAUGUUUAUAUUUCUCUCUUCUGUAAUGUUUAAGCAUGAUGUUGAACAAAUUCACACUUUCACAUAGUUUGGAUGGGAAGAAUAUUGACUUUCUGAAGCAGACUAUUUCAGAGGCUUAUUGUUUUCUCUGUAUUUACCUGAUAUUUUAUAAAUCAGAAUAAUGUCCUUCAUAAAUUUGUUUAAUUAAAGUCAUCUACUUAGAACAGAUACACAACUAUUUGAAGUUUACAAACUACAUCUUUGAUAAGGGAAAUGGUUUCAUGACAUGUAUACAAUUGCUAUUAAAAUGUAACUCUAUAUAUUCUAUAAGAUUGUAAAUAUUUUAUACAGCAAUACAAAUAAAAUAUUUUUCUAUUAUA